This is a messenger RNA of Racocetra persica, 123 nucleotides long. The record is from the annotation of a GenBank genome assembly. Lineage: Eukaryota; Fungi; Glomeromycota; Glomeromycetes; Diversisporales; Gigasporaceae.
GACCAGAUUAUUAUUUCUACUUUACAAUGUUCAAAGAAAACUACUGCCACUGAAGAACUCCAAAACAUUGAAGAGAUUUCAAGAAUUGCCAAAGAUCUAUUUCAAAAACGCCAAAAAGUCAAA